AUGACUCGCUUGAGAGUGGCUUUCCUAGGCCCUUUGGGAUCUUUUUCGCAUCAGGCUGCUACAGAGUCCUUUGGCAAUCUAUCCGCUGAUCUGGUACCCCAUGCCUCAUUCGCAGAUGCCUUCUUGGCCCUCCAGCGAAAAGAAAUUGACUACACCGUGAUUCCGAGUGAGAACUCGACCAAUGGCUCUGUUGUCCUGACAUUAGACCUUUUGGCAGACCGGGAAGAUUCAUAUAAGGAUGUGAAAGUGUGCGGAGAAUAUUAUCUGCCAAUUCACCACUGUUUGCUGGUGCGCAAGGACACAUGUCCCGGUGGUUGGGCGAACUAUGACCGUUCGAUAACCAAGCUAUACACACACUCACAGGCAUGGGGCCAGUGUGAAAAGUUCCUGUCCGAGCACUUCAAGGGCGUUGAGAGACACGACGUGUCAUCCACCUCCAAGGCUGUCCAGAUCGUCUCAAAUGAGACAACAGAACGUGUCGCUGCCAUUGCCAGUCGCUUCGCGGCAGAACACCAUGGCAUGGAUAUGCUCCAGGAAAACAUUGAAGACCGGGCAGACAACACUACCCGGUUUCUGAUUUUAAGAAAUGUACUCGAUGGACGAACUGCCCAGCUUGACUUCGAUCAAUCCAAUCCACUCGAGGUGGAGAACAAGCUUGCCCUUGAAACCAUGCACAAGACUUUGAUUACUUUCACAAUCAAUCAUUCUUCUCCUGGUGCAUUGGCAGAUGCAUUGCUCAUCUUCAAGGCUCAUGGCUUGAAUCUCACAAGCAUCAACACAAGACCAAGCCUCAAGGUACCAUGGCAGUAUAUAUUUUUCGUUGAGUGUGGAAGGGCGCCAUCGGACGAGAACAAAGAGGCUGUGCUCAAGGUUCUCAAUGACCUACCACGAGUCACAGAGACAUGUAGGGAUCUGGGAACCUGGAAAGAUCAAAUGAGGGCUGGCAGUGCCUAA
Penicillium paradoxum is the source of this 954-nucleotide messenger RNA. Its product is annotated as prephenate dehydratase PHA2. The transcript has 2 exons. Gene Ontology annotation, molecular function: chorismate mutase activity; prephenate dehydratase activity. Lineage: Eukaryota; Fungi; Ascomycota; Eurotiomycetes; Eurotiales; Aspergillaceae. The coding region runs from base 1 to 954 and encodes 317 amino acids. Gene Ontology annotation, biological process: L-phenylalanine biosynthetic process. Gene Ontology annotation, cellular component: cytoplasm. The record is from RefSeq and is a predicted model, not a curated record.